AUGGAGAGGGUAUAUAACAAGCUGAACCGAUUAACCAUCGCUGACUUUAAACAAUUGCUUACCGACCUGAAUAUCAGUCAUUCUCGUUGUAAAACAAAGAAUGACUACAUCAGAGUAUUUCUUAAGAAGAAAGCAAAGUCUGUGAAGCUAACUCCAAAGAAAAUGAUGAAAAAUCGCGCUAAAAUUUCGAAAGAAAUUAGAGAUUGAGAUGAAUCCUCAAUCAGCAGUUAUUACUCCAAAUGCAUCAUAGAAGAAAUGGAAGAUAAAGAUGUCAAUAAGGUAGAACAUUUCAUCAAGACAGUCAAGACUUCAAAGUCAAAGAGUCCUAAGCUUGGGAAAAGAAGAAGGAGCACCCCUAAGAAAACAAAGAAUAAAGCGGUAAAACAGCACGAAAAGCAAGAAGUGGUUUCUUCUUUCAAUGCUUUACCCUCUCCGAAAGCUACAAAGAGUAAGAAUAAAAGACACCAAAAGAAGAUUAAAGAGAAGCCUAAGUCCAGUAAGAGGAUGGUCACAAGAUUAGCUUCUUCUGUGAAUUCUACUCCUAGAAGAUUAGAUCCUAGCCCUGAUCCACCCAAGAAUGAGUAUCCUAAAGCUUCAUACAGAGGAGCUAUUGUUUCUGAGAUUAGUGAUGCAGUUCAUGAAUCAGAAGAAGAUCCUCCAUCAUUUUCUAAUGACAAUCCUGAACAUUUUAUUCAAAAUAGGGUGAGAAAGAGGAACGGAAGAUCCACGAUGGGAGAAAUGCAUGAGGGCACCCACCCAAAGGUUAUCAUGAAGCUUCCAACUGAGGAUAUUGAAGCUCAUGAUGACAGAAGAACCCCUCUUAAGAGGUUCAUUGAUGCACAACAAAGGAUCAUGACUCCAGUGAAGAAUUUUGCAUCAAAAGUUCAACGCAGAGUUGAAAGUUCCUACCUAAUAAAAUCUGAAUGGUUUGGGACGAUCUUUUUAAUAUGAAUUGUGUCUGCUUUUAUGCUGGCUGGAGCCAUUAACUUUGCUUCUAAAGUUCCGUUUGAAAACUAUAAAUUGCCAGGAAACCAUACUAUAAAGUACAUGGAAUGGAAUCCAAUAGAUGAAAUCUAUGACUGCCAACAAGGUACUGUCAGCGUCGGCCAUCUCUGAGCAGAUGAAAAUGAUCAAGCUUAUAUUGAUGAAGUUUUAGCAAUGAGCGGAGUUUUUGAUGAACUAAUCCAAAGAUAUGAUAAAUGAGUCGGCACUUUGAAAGAUAUCACUGUUCCUGUGAGUAAUCCAGCAAUUAUUAAGGAGAUCGCUAUUAAUCCCUACUACAGAUCGAGAAUAGAGUUUAAACAAUUAGAAGUUUAUAAGUUUACUUUCAGUCUUAAGGAAGAUUUCAACGUUAUUCCAACAUUGUUGAGUCGCAUAAAAUGUUCCUUGAGCAAUAUGAGUGCCUCAGGAAAUGGUAUGAAGAUAUUCUUAAUAUUCCUCUUCUUACUAGUUAUUGCAAUCUCUGCAUACAAAGUCGGUCAGCUUUUGCAAGAAAAUGAUACUAGAAUAGCCAAAAAAAUAUUCAAAUCAGUUCUUAAAGAGAUGCAGGAGAGUGGGCUUCACAGAAAUGGGCUGAAUCCGGACAAAAUUUACUUCUGGUAUUCCUCACAAACAAGUCUAACUAAAGAGGAGUUUGAUGAAAGAGUGCUACCUUUGAUCGAAGUCUAUUUCCACGAGUCUGACCUCAUCAGAAGCACCACCAACAGAACUGGAGUUCAAGUCUGGAAGCUUGUUGAAUAAAACAUUUUCUGAUAUUUCAACCAGUGAGAAUAUAUA
This is a messenger RNA of Moneuplotes crassus, 1776 nucleotides long. Lineage: Eukaryota; Ciliophora; Spirotrichea; Euplotida; Euplotidae. The record is from the annotation of a GenBank genome assembly.